ACGAAAACCGCGAAACUGGAAUAGAACUGCGUUUAGAAUUUAGUUUCGAAUUACUGAUACUAAGUUCAUAGUAAAGUUAUAACCGUAUAUUGUACGUUAACAUUUAAGACGCCUGCCUAAAGUGCGUAUAUAAACUUUUAUCAUUCAAUCAAGUUGUAACCGAUUGAUCUUUUUCAUACCAAGAAAAUGGAAGAUAAAACUGCUGAGUAUGGUUUAAUGUUAAAGAUGUUCCCGACAAGCAUAUCUCCGAGUAGAAAAUGUCAUGAAAUAUUUUGGUUAAUCAAACUCCUUGACGUCACAAUGUCCAUGAAGUUUUUCUGUCCCCAUUUUCCGUCUUCACGAGAUAUUAAGUAUAUGGUGAAUUUUACUGGAUUCUUGAAAGCAGUAGAGGCCAAAAUAAAGUCAACAGGCAAAUACGAGGAACCUGUAAAAAAUGCCGAAAUUCAGCGAAAUGUUCUAAUUCUUGCAGAAAUUGAAAAGUUGGAUGUGUUAGUUCCUCCAGACUAUCCUGAUGAGACUCCUAGUACUAUAUCUGAUCUACCAGAGGAUUCAGCUCCGAUCAAAUCCUCCUCGUUUAAGGAUAUUUAUAAAAGUUGGAUUAAAAGUGUAGAAGCUUAUGUUCCGGCGUGGGAAGUAUUAGAAGAAGUAGACCGUGUAUGCUGGGUGCUGGACCCUGAUCCACCAACACCUUUAAAUCUAUACAGACGAAUAGCUGUCGGAUCUUCCAUAUCCCUUCAGAUUGAAAUAGAACCAACUGAUCCAACACAACUUCCACAAAUUAAGUAAAUCACAUAGAUUCAGUAUAU
Messenger RNA from Eurytemora carolleeae, 806 nucleotides. Its product is annotated as E3 ubiquitin-protein ligase FANCL. Gene Ontology annotation, biological process: protein monoubiquitination; interstrand cross-link repair. The record is from RefSeq and is a predicted model, not a curated record. Gene Ontology annotation, cellular component: Fanconi anaemia nuclear complex; nucleus. Gene Ontology annotation, molecular function: ubiquitin protein ligase activity. NCBI's taxonomy places the organism in Eukaryota, Metazoa, Arthropoda, Copepoda, Calanoida, Temoridae.